This is a messenger RNA of Gasterosteus aculeatus aculeatus (three-spined stickleback), 3077 nucleotides long. RefSeq names its product protein kinase, cAMP-dependent, regulatory, type II, alpha A (gene prkar2aa). Gene Ontology annotation, biological process: negative regulation of cAMP-dependent protein kinase activity. Gene Ontology annotation, molecular function: cAMP-dependent protein kinase inhibitor activity; protein kinase A catalytic subunit binding; cAMP binding. Gene Ontology annotation, cellular component: cytosol; cAMP-dependent protein kinase complex. Lineage: Eukaryota; Metazoa; Chordata; Actinopteri; Perciformes; Gasterosteidae. The record is from RefSeq and is a predicted model, not a curated record.
GAGGCAGCGAUUCAUUCGUGCGCUGAGGAGCUGAGGAGUGCCUCACCGGGAGGGAGGAAACGUGUGUUUAGUUCAUUUUUUUUUUUGCAGGCUUCUUUUGUGUUAAAAAGCCGAACACGCCGGUGGAAUAAGGUUUGAAUAUUGUUUUCGUCGUCACUUAGGGCUGUACUCAACAGCGGCGGGGCGCUACGCAGUUAAACGCCGAGCUCAGGAUUUGUCACCUGUCUGCAGCAGCUGACUUGUUACUCGAAGUGAGUGGUGUCAUUAGUGCCGUUUCCCGAGGAAAACAGGCGGUUGCUAACAAAGUGGUUAGCAGCCCCGGUCCGUUAGCCUGCCAGCUAGCCAGCUCGGAUCCCUGCCGCCACAUCAAGUCCCACCCUCACCAAGUGCGUGGACGUCGCAAGAGGCUGCAGCGGUCGGAGUCGGGCGCUUUCUCUUCUCGAACUUAGCCAGCAUCGCCGAGCCGUUGGCCGGCUAGCUAAUCUACGUUAGCCGUCAAAACGUUAGCUAGGCGACGUCCACUUAACAUUGCUGGCUUUACCGUGGGGCGAGUGUCUUCUGUGGAGGGAUACGUGCGCUGCACUGGCAAAGAGACUGGCUAAAAAGAAGAGACGAAAUAAGAGAAAACAAGGAAGACGGCAAGAAGGAGGGGACUGGCUGGUUUAGCCGGGGGAGACUGAAUCUCGCAUAGACUGCAAACGCCACCACCGCGCCACACGCAGCCAUGAGUAUUGAGAUACCGGUGGGGUUGACAGAACUGCUGCAGGGCUACACUGUGGAGGUGCUGCGACAAAGACCGUCAGACCUGGUGGAUUUUGCGGUACAGUACUUCAGCCGUUUGCGGGACACCAGAAGCCAGGAUGGGGACACUGCUGGUGGCAAGACGGCGAAAGGGGUGAUGUUUGAUGGGGAGCCCAUGCAGACUGAGUCCAACGGAGACGACGACGAUGAUGACGACGACGACGAUUCUGACUUUGAGCCUCCACCACCCAGCAGAUUCAGCAGGAGAGUGUCAGUGUGUGCGGAGGCAUUCAACCCAGACGACGACGAUGAGGACACGGAGCCCAGGGUGGUUCACCCGAAAACAGAUGAACAGCGCUGCAGACUGCAAGAGGCCUGCCGAGACAUCCUUCUGUUUAAAACACUAGAUCAGGAGCAGUUCUCGGAGGUGCUGGACGCCAUGUUUGAGUUACGGGUUCAGCCCCUUGAGCACGUCAUCGACCAGGGCGACGACGGAGACAACUUCUACGUCAUUGAGCGAGGGGUGUAUGACAUAAUGGUAAUGGGAACAACGGUGGGUCAGUAUAACAAUAAGGGCAGCUUCGGGGAGCUGGCCCUUAUGUACAACACGCCACGCGCCGCCACCAUCGCCGCUACCGAGGAGGGCGCGCUGUGGGGACUGGACCGCGCCACGUUUCGUAGACUCAUUGUGAAGAACAAUGCAAAGAAGAGGAGGGUGUACGAGGCUUUCAUCGAGUCCGUGCCCUUACUCAAAUCACUGGAGGCAAACGAGAGGAUGAAGAUUGUGGACGUUUUAGGAUCAAAGCAGUUCCCUGAUGGUGAGCGCAUCAUCACACAGGGAGACAAGGCUGAAUGCUUCUAUAUAGUAGAAUCGGGCGAGGUCAAGAUCAUGAUGAAGAGUAAAACGAAGGCAGACCAUGCAGACAAUGCGGAGGUGGAGAUAACGCGCUGUAGCAGGGGCCAUUACUUUGGGGAGCUGGCCUUGGUCACCAACAAGCCCCGGGCCGCCUCGGCCUACGCAGUGGGCGAUGUCAAGUGUGUGGUAAUAGACAUUCAGGCGUUUGAGCGCCUCCUGGGUUCCUGUAAGGAGAUCAUGAAGAGGAACAUCGCCCACUAUGAGGAGCAGCUGGUGGCCCUGUUCGGCUCCAGCAUGGACCUGAGGGACUGAGCCUCCCACGCCACCCUCGUGCCUUCUAUCUCUCUCUCCUACACACACACACACACACACACACACACACACCAACAUAUGUCCUCUCUCAUAUCAUGCAAUGGCUAUACAGACUCAUAAUAAGCUUUACAUGGAGUGUACAGACAAAUGAGGAAUUGUUCUAGGCUCACUGGCAAGUACACACAAUCCUACACAGUAUGUAUACACACGCACAUAUACACACACACAUGCAUUGACACCUAUGUGUUCACUGAGAGACGCCCACCACUUAGUUUGCUCAUCAUCAUGCACAUUCUAGUUCAACACUCAUUAAUAGGCUCCCUCACACACACACACACAGCAAACUAAAGACCACACACCUCAUUGCUUGACCCAGCUUCAACCGGUAUGAAUGUCUUUGCUGCAUUGACCUUGAUAAAGGUAUCGCUGUGUAAGGAAAUAAAAUACACACACAUGCUUCAUAUCUGCAUUGACAUGAACUUACACACAACUUGAACAAAGUUCUUUCAAAAAGCCUCAGCAAAGGAUACAUCAACACACACAGAUACAUAUACUCAAAAACAUAUAGGCAACCACACUUGCAAAGACGGACAUAUUGUGGUAAAAUGGAGACAAAAAAACUUUUAAAUCUCUGAAAAGGAAAAUUAAUCAAAAUGCAAAAAAAGAGAGAAAAGUUUAAAGAAGACAAAUAAGUUUUAGAAAUGUUUUAUUAAGAUAAAAGAAACGGAAGCUUUGAUAAAAUAUUAUUUAAAUAAAAAGUGUUUCCUCUUUGGGAGGCCGGGUGCAGUACUUUGUGAGCGCGCUCCUUUUCUUCCUCUACUGUUGUUGAUUGAGUUGAGUUAGUGCUGGUGAUUAUUGCAGUACCACAGAAGAAGCAGUGAAAACAAUAAAAACCCUACGUUUUCUGGGCCAUUGUUAUUCUAGCAUUGAUGCCACACUUCAUUGUAUUGAAUUAAUUAUUAAUGUAUUGUUAUUAUAUAUUCAUUUAUUCUUUUUUUGUUUUACUUUGACCAGUUAUGUUAAAUUCAUCAUCCAUCUCUGACAAAAUGUAAAAACAGAAAAAAACAUUCUAAUAAAAUACAUUAGUGCUUAUUUCUCCUUGAUUAUCCUUGAAUGAGUUGUCCUGGAUUAGAAAAAAAUGAAAAAAAUAAAGCAAACAUUUUGUUAA